AUGGGAUCUUGUGCCAGUAAACAACCAUCUACAGAUGUAUCUAAUUUUGAUAAACCUCCGUCAACACAACCAACCCGUAAAACUCAGAAAACUCGAGUUCCUCAGCCGAAAACCUCAUUAACACAGAAGGUGAGCCUAAAAACAGAAAAGCCUGGAGUGGGGAAAACGCUAGGGACAUUGGGUGAUGAUAACAAGGAAAGAUCUGCUAGAAGUGCUGCUGGUAUAGCUGCGACAGAAAGACUUGAGAAAUCACAGAAACAUUUGAAGAAUGGAGAUUUAGGCAAGAAGCUGAUUCAAGAACGUUCCAAGACGAUGAAUACACAUUUGAAGGAUAACGCAGAAAGCCGAAGGAGAGAAAGAGAGAAACCUUUGACAUACGAUUAG
This is a messenger RNA of Lachancea lanzarotensis, 384 nucleotides long. RefSeq names its product LALA0S13e03378g1_1. Lineage: Eukaryota; Fungi; Ascomycota; Saccharomycetes; Saccharomycetales; Saccharomycetaceae. The transcript has a single exon. The record is from RefSeq and is a predicted model, not a curated record. The coding region runs from base 1 to 384 and encodes 127 amino acids.